Dujonia railenensis is the source of this 450-nucleotide messenger RNA. The record is from the annotation of a GenBank genome assembly. NCBI's taxonomy places the organism in Eukaryota, Fungi, Ascomycota, Pichiomycetes, Serinales, Debaryomycetaceae.
AUGAAGGAGCACACUAGUGGGUCGAAUUCGAGCUUAGAGGUGCAACACAUAGUAUCGUCAAAGAAGUGUCUCAAGAGUGUUUCAAACGUUUCUUCUUCCCGUUCCAAAGCUAGAAAGGCUUACUUCACUGCUUCUUCUGUCGAAAGAAGAGCUUUGAUGUCUGCUCCAUUAUCUAAAGAAUUAAGAGAACAAUACAAGAUCAGAACUUUACCAAUCAGAUCUAACGAUGAAGUUACCGUUGUCAGAGGUUCAAAGAAGGGUUCUGAAGGAAAGAUCAACUCCGUUUACAGAUUAAAGUACUCUGUUCAAAUUGAAAAAUUACAAAAGGAAAAAUCUAACGGUGCUUCCGUCCCAAUCAAUAUCCACCCAUCCAAGGUUGUCAUCACCAAGUUACACUUAGACAAGGACAGAAAGGCCUUGAUCGAAAGAAAGGGUGGUAAGCUUGAAUAA